Messenger RNA from Onychostoma macrolepis, 7414 nucleotides. It is a transcript of the gene pcsk5b, whose product is annotated as proprotein convertase subtilisin/kexin type 5b. Gene Ontology annotation, molecular function: serine-type endopeptidase activity. Gene Ontology annotation, cellular component: Golgi membrane; trans-Golgi network. The coding region runs from base 530 to 3277 and encodes 915 amino acids. Gene Ontology annotation, biological process: peptide hormone processing. NCBI's taxonomy places the organism in Eukaryota, Metazoa, Chordata, Actinopteri, Cypriniformes, Cyprinidae. The transcript has 21 exons. The record is from RefSeq and is a predicted model, not a curated record.
AAUAACCCAGAACAGUAUACUUCGUCAAGCUUACUCUUCACAGAAGGCUCUGGGAAUCUCAUCGCUGUGAUGAAUGUGGCAACGCAGCGGAUCUGUGGCGAUGGAACGCGGUGUGUCUUUAAGACCCUGCGGAGCCCCGGUAACCCCACACGGCUCGUUGUCCGUACUCUCCCGACUCUCUCUGUAGUUAUUUGAGGGAGGCGCUAGAGCCAUAUCUCCACUUUACAAAAAAAGGCAGAAGUAACGGCACUGUCUUGAGAGAGCAAAUCAAGCCAAAGCUGGGCAAACAGACUCUCGCGUCUCUCUCUCUCUCUCCGUGGCGUCGGAGUGUGCGCGGCCGAUGCGCUGCAGACUGAAGCGUUCCGAGGCUCGUAUCCCGUUUAAAUCCUGCGCUCUCCCUCUGUUGAGUAUAUGUGGAGCUCAAGCGACACUUCUAUGAGAAUCCCCGCUGAACGGCGAGACGAAGUUUGGUUGUUUUCCUAAACCGGGGGUGCUGCGGAGAGUCAAGGCGAGAGAGAGGUAGCGAAAGAUGGUUUUGAACAGCCUCCCGUGCGUCUUGGUUUCGCUGUGCUUGGUUUUUUUCUCGUCUUCUCCGUGCAAAGCUCGGAUUUACACCAACCACUGGGCUGUUCGGAUAGCCGGCGGACCUGAGCAAGCGGACCAUAUCGCUAGUAAAUAUGGGUAUAGAAACCUGGGCCAGAUUGGUGAUCUGAAGGACUACUACCAUUUCUUCCACAGCCGGACGAUAAAAAGGUCGACGCUUUUCAGCAGAGGCACACACAGCUUCAUCUCCAUGGAGCCAAAGGUGGAGUGGGUGCAACAGCAGGUGGUGAAGAGGAGAACAAAGCGCGAUUAUAAACCCUCAUAUCCUGGUCCUGUACAGUCCAGUAUGGCCCAGUCCAGCUCCAUUUACUUCAAUGAUGCUAAAUGGAGCAGUAUGUGGUACAUACACUGUAAUGAUAACAUCCAUAACUGUCAGUCUGACAUGAAUAUCGUGGGCGCGUGGAAGAGAGGCUAUACGGGGAAGGAUGUGGUGGUUACCAUUCUGGAUGACGGUAUUGAGAGGAACCACCCAGAUCUCAUACAGAACUAUGAUAAUGAGGCCAGUUAUGAUGUGAACGGUAAUGACAUGGAUCCCAUGCCCCGAUAUGAUGCCAGUAAUGAGAACAAGCAUGGCACGAGGUGCGCUGGUGAAGUAGCAGCAUCCGCCAACAACUCUCACUGCACGGUGGGCAUCGCUUACAAUGCCAAGAUUGGGGGUGUCCGCAUGUUGGACGGAGAUGUGACAGACAUGGUGGAGGCCAAAUCACUGAGUCUACACCCUCAACACAUAGAUAUUUACAGUGCCAGCUGGGGUCCAGAUGAUGAUGGCAAAACUGUGGAUGGGCCCGCUUCCCUCGCCAGACAGGCCUUUGAAAACGGCAUCAGACUGGGCAGGAAAGGACGGGGCUCAAUCUUUGUUUGGGCAUCAGGAAAUGGCGGUCGGAGUCGCGAUCACUGUUCAUGUGAUGGCUACACCAACAGCAUCUACACAAUAUCCAUCAGCAGCACGGCAGAGAGCGGCCGCAAGCCCUGGUAUCUGGAAGAGUGCGCCUCCACCCUCACCACCACCUACAGCAGCGGAGAGAACUACGACCGCAAAAUCAUCACGACUGAUCUGAGGCAGCGCUGCACAGACAGUCACACUGGAACAUCAGCGUCAGCGCCGAUGGCGGCAGGGAUCAUUGCUCUUGCUCUGGAAGCCAAUCCUUUCCUGACGUGGCGAGACGUGCAACACAUAAUAGUGAAGACAUCUCGUGCUGGCCAUCUCAGCGCUCCUGACUGGAAAACCAAUGCUGCUGGUUAUAACGUCAGUCACCUGUAUGGCUUUGGGCUGAUGGACGCAGAGGCCAUGGUGAAAGAGGCGGAGCGCUGGAAACAGGUUCCCCCACAACACAUCUGUGUGGAGAAUGCUGAUAAACAAAUCAGAACCAUCCGUCCAGAGCAUGUUGUUCGUUCGGUAUACAAGGCAACAGGCUGCACGGAUAAUGCAAACCAUCACGUUAUUUAUCUGGAGCAUGUGGUUGUGCGUAUAACAAUUACUCACCCGCGACGAGGAGACCUGUCAAUCAACCUAACGUCACCAUCAGGGACAAAGUCACAGCUGCUCGCCAAUAGACUGUUUGAUCACUCAAUGGAGGGCUUUAAGAACUGGGAAUUCAUGACAACUCACUGCUGGGGAGAGAAAGCUGCUGGAGACUGGAUAUUAGAGAUCUAUGACUCUCCUUCCCAACUCAGGAGCCAGAAAGCACCAGGCAAGCUGAAAGAGUGGUCUCUGAUACUUUAUGGCACCUCCGUGCAUCCGUACUCAUUCCGCAGUGACAAGCCCCGCUCACUGGCGGAGCCUCAGCCUGAUGACGAGUACAGUGAGGAGUAUGUGGGCUCAUGCCACCCUGAGUGUGGUGACAACGGCUGUGAGGGUCCAGGGCCCCAGCAGUGCAUCACUUGCCUCCACUACUUCCUCAAGUUCAAGAACAACACCAGGAUGUGUGUACCUGAGUGUCCGACUGGCUUUUUCCGGGACGAUAAGAAGCGCUGUAAGAAGUGCUCUCCGCUCUGUGAGUCUUGCAUGGGCAGCCGCAGCGAUCAGUGCUCAGCAUGCCGCCCAGGCCUGUACCUCAUGGAGGGAGGAAACAACUGCGUCAGCUCCUGUCCUGACGGCUUCUACCUGGACCUGGACUCCACCACGUGCCGGAAAUGCAGCGAGAAUUGCAAGAAAUGCACGUCUGCGAACAUCUGCACGGAAUGCCAGACUGGUCUCAGUCUACAGGGGAAUAAGUGUCAGCUGAGCUGUGAACCUGGCACCUAUUAUAAUGGGCACCGACGAGCAUGUGAAAAGUGCCACUCGACUUGUGCCACCUGUGCAGGAACUGGCAUGGAAGCGUGUAAUGAGUGCGCUCCGGGCUAUUACUUUGAGGAGUGGCGCUGCGUCUCCAGCUGCAGUGUGGGAUAUUUCUUGGCAGAACAAACAACAGACAACGGAGAUGUCCAGAAGUCCUGUCAAAAGUGUGAUCCUACCUGCUACGCCUGUGCAGGACCCGGGGAGAGGAACUGCAGCACCUGCGUGAGCGGCUAUAACCUGGAAAACGGCGUGUGUGUCGUCAGCACCAUCUGCAAAGAUGCAAAUGAAGAAUCGUGGGCUGAGGGAAGUUUCUGUGUGCUAGUGAAAAAGAACAAUCUGUGCCAGAGGAAGGUUCUGCAGCAGCUCUGCUGUAGAACAUGUUCUCUAAAGGGCUGAAGGAACUUUUCCGGCCCCACUUGCCGCUCUCGUUCCGCUAAUUUAUAUUCCAGUCGGGAACCUCGAAUAUGGGACUACGUCGUGAGGUUUCUCGAUGCCAGAACUACAACAAACCUACCUUUAUCUCUGUGUGUCUGUAUGUGUGUGUGAAUGCGAGUGUGUCGACAGAAGCUGUCAGGGUGGUGCGACUGGGAUCAGUAAUAAACAGCAAAUCAUACAUGUCAGUAUUUUGUGACCAAAGCAUGGAUGCCAAAUUUUUGUACCUUUUUCUUCGUUUUGGGUCCAAGAGAAGAAUUUGGAGCGACAUGCUGAGCGUUGAAGCGGCGGUUCUUUAUUUUUCCACAGUUUCACGCAUGAUGACGACAACAAUGAUCAAAGCCAGUUUGUGCAUAUUCUGAAUAAAGCACACUCAGAGAACCUCUACGAGUUUUCAGCAAGACCUCUGUGAGCAAAGGGACACGCAAACCAUAGCACAGGUUCAUCCACUGACCUUCAUGACUGCGGUCAAAUCGAUAGCUGACUCCGGAGGUACAAGGUACAAUAAGUACUUUCUGAAGCGACGAGUAUUGUACUAACACUAAUGACCUGCCGUUUAGCCGAGCAAAUAAGAUGAAUGCGUUACGUCAGGUGGUCUCACUGUUCAGCAAUUCUUCACCUCAGGCUCAUAUCUCAUACUUGUUUUUGUGUGUGUGUGCGUGCGUGUGUGUUUUUGUGUUUCAACAUCGUUGCAUAAGUGGAAAAAUAGGUUUUCGUAAAACCUAAACGUAAGUAAGUGAUCCCUGAAGAAUCGUUGACUGGGUUGAAGUACAGGCUUUAGUCGUGGUAGCUAAAUGAGAUUUGAGAUACGUUUAAUUCAUUUGAUCUCAUCAGUCCAUCGUAUAUUUUUAAAACAAAUCCCUAAGCGUGCAUUUUUAUAUCUCGCCAUUUCAAAAAACAACUCCACAAUAUUAAUCCUAAAUGAUUCGUGUGAAAUAAGGAACUUUAUUUACAGCGCAGUGUCCGUUUCAACCACUUUCCUCAAGAACUAUUUAUAUUUUAUUGAUUCAUCUUGGAAAUGUAAAGUUAAACUGCUCGACUUUAAAAUGGCCACCUAAAAUAGUUCAUCAUUCCAGGUCUUUAUGAAAGUAACAAGUCUGUGUUUCACAUAUGUAACUGGUGCUAUUGACAUAAUGGAGUUAUUAGUGAAUGUUUUUGAAUUCACAUUUCCAACAGAUAUUUGUGAGUUCGAAUCGAGUGUCUAGAUUUUCAGUUGAUCAUAUUGGCUGUAUUUACUGUAUGUCCCUAUUGCAGUAUCUUGGGAAACAGAAAAAAUACUUGGGGAAGUAUACUACAUUUUAAUAAAGGUCAGAAACGAGGUGAAAUGUUUAGUUAUACUAAUAGUACUACACAACACAAAUUAGACUUCUACAUUCAUUAAGGACAUGUUUGACCAAUCCGCUUUUGCGCAAUGUUAAGGGGAUUUCUAUGUCUUUUAUUUAUGAAUGAUGUGGUUUAAGAUGACGUAGCCUUUUAUUUAUGAAAAAGAUUUAUAAAUGGUCAUAGUUCAAAUGAGUUGUGUUCUGUGGAUGGGAUUGUCCAACCACUUAAUGCUAAUUGUGUAUUCAUGACACACAAAAACGUUGUAGUAUGAUGUUUUCUGCGAACUCGAUACAUGCAACGUUACAUAACUAAUGUUAUAUAGGAUUACGAGAAUCAGUCUGUUCAAAUGUGUUACAUUUACUCUGUUCUGGCAACAUUUUUUCUUAAUGUAUAUAUGUAUUUUUAUCACUAUUAACCUUAAAUAUAUUUUGCACCCACGUUCAAUUGAAAUAAGGGGAAAAUGGAUGAUCAAGUUUUCUAAAAUUAUUUUGUAUUUCUGUUUUUAGCCAACUGCCAUGAACAGUUAGUCUAGAGAUGAAGAUGUGUUGUAGUCAGGGCCAAGAAAAAUGUUUUAUCAUGUAGAGAAGACUGGACGAAACAAAUGGUUUACUGAUCUUUUUAUUAAUGAACUUUAAAAUAAAAAUAAGACUCAGAGAUUAAAAGAGACUACUUUUGUUUGCUCGUUUAGAUUCUGGGUCAGACUUGGUGGAUAAAUUGGGUGAAACAAUUGCAUAGUGACCUGAGUCAUAUAUAGAGUUCAGAAAGACAGAGCUCUUUUGACUUGGAUCCAUAUACAACACCCUAGCAACCACAUAGCAACACGCUAAAUAGCACUCAGAAAAGCACACAAAACUAGUGUUUUAGUGGCGAGUUUAACACUGACGAGCACCGCUCACAUUUUCAUCGUAAAAAUCUUGUGUUGUCAAACCACUUGUUUACUUUGACUUCAAGAAAUGGUUCAGAGUUGAAUUCUUGUGGUGAACUGGUGUGAGAAUGAUUUAACUUCUCCUUGUUUUCUUUAUAAAAGGCCCUUUUUGUUUUGAAGAGAACAAUUCGGCAUUUGACCGAGAGAAAUUCAACUCGAAUGCGCAGUGGUCACAAUGACUUUAAAAGAGACAAUAUAUGCGCAGCCCCUUGUUGUGACCUGUGGCCGUUUCCUUUAGAACGAACAUUUCUAAAAUAUUUGCGACUGCCACACAACCAUUGUUACUUUCCUGUGGUGAAUAACGUGAUAAAGCAAUUACUAUUGACACAUGCUGUUUUAAAUGUUACAAACCUUGUGAGAAAUAUCAAAGCGAUUCUUCAGUGUUUUUACAGUUUAAUGCAAGCAGUUUGAGUGAGAAAACUCAUUUAACUGACAUUGGCUUUGGACCCAUGCUUAGUCUAGUGAUUGACAACUCAAUUACGGUCAUGUAGGGUCAUGAGCGGCUGCUUCAGGACUGUCAGAAUUGAGUGAAUAGAGUGUAUCAGAGCGUAAGCCUGAGGUCAUUAGAAGGGUCAGCCAGCUAUAGAUGUCCAGCUCACUCUAAAGGAAAUCUCACAAAUACAUUGCUUAGCCUGGGGUUAAAGGUUAGCUCAAUGUAUUUAGCUUUUCUCACAUUCCCAUAACAUCGCUUUGGGAUAGUUUUGAUCCAUUCUGACACCUAGAGAGUGAAAAAUAUGUUUUGGUUAUACGAACAAAGGUGUCAGUUUGACUGUGUAUGUGCAAGAAUUUUUAUUGUGGUCAGUUUUUUGCAACUCGCAAAAUCAAUUAUUUUUUUAUUUAGCUUUCAGUUCUUUUAAGUUUUCAGUUUCUAAGGCCUGCUGAUUGUAUGAGACAAUCUUCAUAAGCUUUCUUUCUACUUUUGAGAGUGUUCUGAUUUAUGAAUCCUGCAUGUGCAUGGCCUUUGAAUUGUCUGCAAUCAUAAACGUCAGCUGGUCAAUCCUUCAACCAGAAGCCUUUCCUAUUAAUGCUAAAGCUCUGAGCAGGUAAGCACUUUGGUUUCCCUCUUUUUGUAUGUAUAUAUGUAUUUCUAUGUUUUUUUUUUUUUUUAUUUGUGUUGUUUGGUUGCUUUUUUGUUAGUAUGUAUUUUUUUUACUUGUUUGUUUUGUUCGUGUUGUAUGUUUAUUUUUUGUUUGUUUCGUUUGCUUGUUUCCAUGUAUUUGUUUGUUUCAUUAGCUUGUUUUAUUUGCUUGUUUCCUUUUUGAUUUUGUAUUUGUUUAAUACUAGUUUUGCUUGCUUGUUUUUUUUCUUGUUUGUAUUUAAUAUACUUUUGUUUGCUUUAUGUAUGUUUUGUUUCAUUUGCUUGUUUAAUUUUCUUGUUUGUUUGCAUGUAUUUGUUUUUGUUUCGUUAGCUUCUUUUAUUUCCUUGUUUGCAUGUAUUUGUAUUUGUUUGUUUCGUUAGCUUGUUUCAUUUGCUUUGCAUGUAUUUGUUUAAUCUUCUUGUUUCAUUUGCUUGCUUGUCUGUAUUUGUUUGGUUUGCUUGUUUUGUUAGCAUGUUUGAUUUUCUUGUUUCAUUUGGUUGUUUGUUUGCUUUUUUGUAUUUAAUCAGCUUGCUUGCUUUUUAUUUAUUUUAUUUUUUUACUUGUUUGUAUUUUCCUACUUUUCUUAAAUGUGCAUUCUGGGAAAUGUUAGUUAUUUCUGAUGCUACAUACAUAAAUAUACUAAUAUAAUAAACAUGAACCACUGGAUUAUUUACAUUACAUUUUUUCACAACUGCUAAUACAAUUUUAGUGUCUACCUACACUAGAUGAAGUGGGAUAUUCUAGUUAAGGUGCUUUAUGUAGCUGAUGUGUUAU